UUCUCUGAUUCAGGAAAAUACUAGAUGAUUGUGACAUCAGCAAUGCUUAUUAUGUAUCAUCAAUAGUAGGCUUGUACACUGUGUAUCCAUUAUAAAGAUAAAAGAAGUGGAAAUUAUUAAAACAUGAGCUCAAGAAAAGUGUUAGCAAUACAAGCACGCAAGAAGAGGUCAAAACCAAAACGAACGGACAAGAUGAAGAAGAAGGAACCAACAUUAUCCAACCAUGCACACAGCAUCCCAUGUGAUGAUUCACGUGGAACAUCCGACGAGGAGGAUCAGAUUGAAGAUGAAGAGUUGCGAGGAUCGGACGAUGAUGAACAAGAAGAUCCAUCAGACUAUUGUAAAGGUGGAUAUCACCCGGUUAAAAUCGGAGACCUUUUCAACAAUCGCUAUCAUGUUGUACGGAAACUUGGAUGGGGCCAUUUCUCUACAGUGUGGUUGUGUUGGGACAUGAGAAACAAAAGGUUUGUGGCGAUGAAAGUUGUCAAAAGCGCUCCCCACUACACGGAGACUGCACUUGAUGAAAUCAAACUUUUAAAAUCGGUACGAGACUCUGACCCCAAAGAUGGGAAUCGAGAGAAAUGCGUUCAACUACUCGAUGAUUUUAAAAUCCAUGGAAUGAACGGAACGCACGUGUGUAUGGUAUUUGAGGUACUAGGACACCAUCUACUUAAAUGGAUUAUAAAAUCAAACUACCAAGGAAUGCCAAUACCUUGUGUGAAAAGUAUCAUCAAACAGGUCUUACAAGGGCUGGACUAUCUACACAGCAAAUGUAACAUCAUACACACAGAUAUAAAACCUGAGAAUAUUUUACUCUGUGUGGAUGAACCUUAUGUUAGAAGAAUCGCAGCAGACGCUCAACAAUGGCAACAACUUGGGGGAAAACCUCCUUCUGGCUCCCUAGUGAGCACUGCACCUCAGAGCAGACAAACUCAGGGCCAGAAAAUUUCAAAAAACAAAAAGAAAAAAAUGAAGAAAAAGGCGAAGAAACAACAACAGUUGCUGAAAAUGCAAAUCGAACAAAUAGAAGAAACAGAAAGAGAAGGGAAACCUCUCAUGGAUACGUUACUCUCCGAUGCUCCUCCUGCCUCCGCUGCAUCCGGAGAUCAUGAAGCUCCCAUUGUUCCUAAUGGUGAUGUCAUAAUAGAGGAGACAGUAUUAGAGGAGGAGGUGACGGAAGAUGUGAAGAGCGAUCCGGAAGUUGGGAGCGGGGAUGCAAAGUCCGAUGAUGUGAAGAUGGAAAGUCCGGAAAAUGUAGCGAUCCCGGCAACAAAUGGGAUGAAGGAGGAAGAAGAGGAGGAGGUGGUGGAGAAGGAUCAACGAGACAGCAGUGAUGAUAAUAAGAGGAAAGUUGAUGAACCAGAAAAAGAGGAAAAAGAAGAAAAACUAGAAGAACAGAUGGAAAGAUUAACAGUAGAUGACACAACCACGGAGGUUGCCACACCUCAGAAUGGAGAGGUUUUGCAAAAUGGAGUGGACAGUUCAAUAAAUGAAGACAAGCUUCGACCUGGAAGACCCGGAAAUGAAAACUUUGAUCGUAAUAACAGAGCUGUUUCAUCGGACAGUAGCCACACAUCCAUGAGCAAGGGAAGUGACUGGAGGACUUCGUGCUCCGCCAACGAUCUUCUCGUCAACAUUCUCGAAUCUGAGAAUCACGACAAAAUCAAAGUAAAGAUAGCAGACCUCGGAAAUGCUUGUUGGGUUAACAAACACUUUACUGAGGACAUACAAACAAGGCAAUAUCGAAGCAUUGAGGUUUUGCUUGGUGCAGGUUAUGGACCACCAGCUGAUAUAUGGAGCACAGCAUGUAUGACAUUUGAACUGGUAACUGGUGAUUAUUUAUUUGAACCACAUUCGGGGGAAGACUAUUCAAGAGAUGAAGAUCACCUGGCUUUGAUCAUAGAGUUACUCGGUUAUAUACCACGCUGUAUGUCGCUUACUGGAGAAUAUUCCUCCCUAUAUUUUACCCAACAAGGUGACCUACGCCAUAUACACAAGCUAAAGAUGUGGCCACUGCGUGAUGUCCUGAAAGAGAAAUAUGAAUGGUCGGAUGAUGAUGCAGAGCAAUUUGCUUCUUUCCUUUUACCAAUGUUGGAAGUAAUCCCUGAUAGACGGGCGAGCGCAUCUGACUGUUUAAAACACCCAUGGUUGUGCACGUAGUGACAAAGUAGAUGCCAUCGCACACAUUGUGUAAGAUACCACGCCAAAGGUUGAGUUACAAAUGAAAAUACUAAUGUAGCAAUUCGUAUUCGAAGCUUCCAUAUUUCGUCCAUCGCAAAACUUAAUGCAAGUAGUGGACAAUUACAUAUAAAGUCGAUAGUCUGCAGUUCUACUGUGUGAAAUAUCAAUAUCAAACUUCUAAACCCACUUUACCUUUUCAAGACGCAUCCAAACUUAGUAGUCCAUAGUUCUACUGUAACGAAAUGUGGUAUUUUCAUUUACAAGCUUUUUAAAAACCUUUUUUGUAAGAUGCAUUAUAACUUUACCAUGUAGUAAUGCUGUGGGAAUUGUUAUAAUUUCAACAUGACAACUUUCAAGCCACAUUAGCACCUGACAUCUAUUACGCCAAUUAUUUUCUAUAGCAAGUGUUCAUUUUGUACUAAUACUUUCUUUUGCGAUAAAAGCGGAACAAAAAGUGAAACUUUCACGGUUUGUAAAUAACAUCUCUUUUAAGUGGUGCUGUUUUGUAGAGUAGUGGUUCACGGUACACGCCUGCUUUUUACCAAGCAUAUAAAUGACGUGUUGGAAGUUGGUCAAGGAAUUAUUGCGAGCUACUAAGCUAACUCCUUGUAUCUACAGUGUGCGUAGGCAAUUGCUUUUUUUCUAGCUUUGUCUUCGUUUAGUAAAGCUGCUAUGUUUGUGUUUUGCUGUUGCAUGUCUGAAUAAAUGAGUUUCACUUAAAAAG
Molecule: messenger RNA, 2905 nt
Organism: Ciona intestinalis (vase tunicate)
Lineage: Eukaryota; Metazoa; Chordata; Ascidiacea; Phlebobranchia; Cionidae
Source: RefSeq, a predicted model, not a curated record